AUGGCAACGCUCUACAGCCUCACAUCCGACGGCUUCGAGCAACAAUUCGCCACCAACCACCUCGCCCACUUCCUGCUCUUCCAGCUCCUCAAAGAUGCAAUGCUGGCCCGCGCAACGCCCCAAUAUUCCAGCAGAUACCCGCACACAUCUUCGGCUUGGGCGUGCAUUCCAAAACGGCGAAUAUAUGGAUGGCCAAACGCCAUCGAGCGCCACUUUGGUGCCCGCAAUUUGCACGCCACGUCUGUGCAUCCCGGCGGCAUCACUGAGAACUCUGGGCUCACGAAGCACGUGCCCGAAGUGGAAUUAGCUGCAUUGUCUAGUGACGAGGCGCUGGUGUGCACGUUCAAGAGCAGUGCGCAGGGCGCGGCGACGCAGGUUUACGCUGCGGUGAGUAAGGAGUGGGCAAGUAAAGGAGGCAGGUAUUUGAGCGGCAUGGUGGAGCAGGGGAGUAGAGAGGAGGUGGGGCGCGAGGAAGGUAUGUUCGAGUAUGCGAACGAGGGGUAUGCGGCGUGGUGUUAUGAUACGGAUGGGGAGGAGAGGUUGUGGGAGGAUAGUUUAGGGAUGGCAGGGUUUGCGUAG
Molecule: messenger RNA, 579 nt
Organism: Parastagonospora nodorum SN15
Lineage: Eukaryota; Fungi; Ascomycota; Dothideomycetes; Pleosporales; Phaeosphaeriaceae
Exons: 3
Coding region: 1-579 (192 amino acids)
Source: RefSeq, a predicted model, not a curated record